Messenger RNA from Cheilinus undulatus (humphead wrasse), 581 nucleotides. Its product is annotated as leucine-rich repeat transmembrane neuronal protein 4-like. The coding region runs from base 192 to 581 and encodes 129 amino acids. The transcript is spliced from 2 exons. The record is from RefSeq and is a predicted model, not a curated record. Lineage: Eukaryota; Metazoa; Chordata; Actinopteri; Labriformes; Labridae. Gene Ontology annotation, molecular function: protein binding.
UACAGCCGCGGCUCCAACUACAGCCCAAGUGUGGCACGAGGCGUCAGACGGAGAUCAGGGGGCUCCGGACCGCUGUGGGAAACUUGCUUUUUGAAUUGAUUCCCCCUCCUCUGUCUGCGGCUGCGUGAACUGCGAUUUCGCUCAUCUGAGAGCAGUUUUAAUUUGCUCUUUAUCCAUUUAUUCCCUCAGUAAUGAUGGGGUCUGUGAUGUUGGACCGGAGGUUCUCGUGUCUUCUUCUGCAGGCGGCAGCUCUGCUGCUGCUCAGCGAGGGAGAGAGGAUGUGCCCUGCGAGUUGCAGCUGUGAAGGAAAGAUUGUUUAUUGCGAGUCUGGCAUCCUCCAAGACAUCCCAGUAAACAUCUCCACAGGAUGCCAGGGUCUGUCUCUGCGCUACAACAACCUGCUGGUCCUGUUGCCGUACCAGUUUGCUCAUCUCCAUCAGCUCAUCUGGUUACAGCUGAACCACAACUCUCUCCAUACCAUAGAUGCUUUAGCCUUCCAGGGUGUGCGCAGACUCAAAGAACUCAUCCUCAGCUCCAACAGAAUCUCUCAUCUGCACAACAACACAUUCAGAGCCAUAUGA